Molecule: messenger RNA, 2279 nt
Organism: Alternaria rosae
Lineage: Eukaryota; Fungi; Ascomycota; Dothideomycetes; Pleosporales; Pleosporaceae
Exons: 3
Coding region: 143-2251 (702 amino acids)
Biological process (GO): regulation of DNA-templated transcription
Molecular function (GO): zinc ion binding; DNA-binding transcription factor activity, RNA polymerase II-specific
Source: RefSeq, a predicted model, not a curated record
AUAUGCUGUCAGCAUCGCUUCUCCGUCCACGGGUAUUCCGCGGAAUACCCGCGAAAUGCUUGGCACUCACCUGCAGACAUGCUUCAUGUGAUCAACCAUCUUCCUACCUAGGUAUCCAGUCUAGAGAAUUUCAAGAACCAUCAUGCCAGCUUCUGGCGAGCGAGAGCGUUCCAAUCGCAAAGGACAAUACUCCUGUAACUUCUGCCGAUCGCGCAAGAUUCGCUGUGAUCGACCGCUGCCAUGCACAAGUUGCAGGUCGCGAGGAAAGACGUGUCAAUUUGAUCCUACGCCGGCGGCACGCGAAGCUCAAGGCCCUCAGACACCCGUCUCGGUCGAGGUUCUGCUCACACACCAACAGCCACAUGAGAGCCUCCAGACACCUUUAUCUUCAACCGAAAAACCUGACAUGCAGGCUGAGAUAGAUGCGCUUCAGGCUCGUGUGCAGGAGCUGGAGGAACGUAUUACACGAGAGACUACCUUUCCUCCACAGGCGGGCAAUGACAGCAGCGAAAGUGUCCGAACGGCCUUCGUUUCUGGAACCGCUCGAGACGAAAUCGAGAUGGAUCAACCCUCCGGUAUUCAGAAAACAAGAGACAUGGUAGAACAUCUCGAAGGCGUCUCCAUGAGUCAGAGCUCUUUCGAGCUGCCUGCCACAAACCACAUUGCCUUCAAGAUCGGACAGAUCCGCACAAUACCACCAACACUGAGUUACACGACGCAACUCGGUAGACUAAUACCAUGUAUAUGGCUACCACUAAAGGAAGAAGCUACGAUACUUCUCGACAUCUACAUCACCGAGCUCAACUACAUUCAGCACGUAACGCACACUCCCUCCCUACCAGCGAUUCUCGACGAGAUCUACCGCCCGAUUGAAAGUUAUGAGCCUACCGAUCCCAGCAAGGUUGCUUUGUUGCUAAGCAUCAUCGCUCAUACAACACAUGUAUGGAGUGUACCGGACGGACUGAACAGAGAACGCCCCCUAUUCUUAUCUUCGACCCAAGCGCGCUCGCAAACGUCCAUUUGGAUCAAAGCCACAUAUACUGUGCUUGAGACUUUGCAAGAGGGGCAUUCGCUAGCUCUGGAGGCUAUACAAGGCAUCAUUAUCCUGUCCUACGUCCUGUGCAACAUAGAAGGUGUCUCGCUACGAUAUCGCUCCUUGAUAUCGACGGGCUUAUUGCUAUGUCGGGAAAUGGGUCUCCAUCGGAUCGACCACGAAUCUAAUGCCGAUGCGGCCCAGACACUCAAAGCAGAGGUCGGCCGUCGUGUGUGGUGGUACCUGAUCGCAACGGAUUGGCUCCUCGCAGCACGAUACGGCGGGCCCAGCGGCGGCGUAUACCAAACCAACCCCCUCCACUUCCACGUCAACAAGCCCCUAAACAUCAACGACAUAGACCUCAUCGCUACCGGACCCCAACCAUCCCUCCCCCUCUCCCAACAAACAGACAUGUCCUACUUCCUCCAACGCAUCCGCCUGGCGGAAAUCUCCCGCUUCCUCGUCGACCAACUCACCUCCGCCCCCACGCAACGCUCCGACCACCUCAUGGCCAUGGACCGCCAACUCGUCGAACUAAUGCACGAGACACCCGCUUUCUUCCUGCUGGACUACUACGACAGUACCUUCUCGCCCGAAAAGCCCAAUCACGUCUUCAUCCAAGCCUACUUCCUCAACACGCUUAUCCAUACUCAGCGCUGUAAAUUACAUCUCACUUCCCUCACGCGACCGUCGGCGUCGAUGAGUAUCUCAACAACGCCUUCUUCGCGCACUGCUUGUCUGUACUCGGCUCGUCAACUCAUAUACCUCGAGUCGAAACUACUGCUGUCGCGUCAUCCUUUUGCGAGGCGGCCCCAACGGCCUCCGGCGGGGCUGUAUAGUAUAUUCAUUGCUACUAUCGCGUUGCUCAUGGAUGCUUGCCUUAAUGGGUCCGGUGAACUACAUGCUGAGUUGCGGCAAGACGGCGAUUUAGCGAAAGGACUGCGUAUGGUAGCAGAUGCGAGGGAUGAUUCACUUGCAGCGGCGAAGUUGUAUGAGUCGCUCAUGCAGAUUGUGAAGAAGUAUCGGGAUGUUGGGGAUACGGGAGAGAAGAAUGGAAGUAGUCUAAGUGGUCGGAGUACGGUGGAGACUUUGCAGGCUUUGCCUUCGAAUGUAUUAAGGGAAGAAGAGCAUUCUUCUCAUGUGAACGAUGCUAUUCAGCUUGAUCUGGUGGAUUGGGAUGAUCUGUUCUCGAGUGUCUCUUCGUCGCCGUUCUUUUAGUUGGGAGUGGAAUGUUAUGGAGGAAGUG